Messenger RNA from Salvelinus fontinalis (brook trout), 519 nucleotides. Its product is annotated as ATP synthase-coupling factor 6, mitochondrial-like. Lineage: Eukaryota; Metazoa; Chordata; Actinopteri; Salmoniformes; Salmonidae. Gene Ontology annotation, molecular function: proton transmembrane transporter activity. Bases 113 to 439 code for a protein of 108 amino acids. The record is from RefSeq and is a predicted model, not a curated record. The transcript is spliced from 4 exons. Gene Ontology annotation, biological process: proton motive force-driven ATP synthesis.
GCCAGGACGCGCGUUGAUGUUCGCGAACACGACCGAUUGAAAAAAUACCCACAAUGCAAAGCUGCUUAUCACAUUGAGGUAAUCACUCUGUGAACGAGUGUCAAAUUCAAGUAUGGCGCUUCAUAAACUAUUCCGUGUGUCCUCGCUGUUCCGCUCCGCGGUGUCAUUGACACUGCGCAGGAAUAUCGGCCUGUCUGCUGUUCUCUUCAACCGGGCCACGGAUUUGGACCCUAUCCAGAAACUAUUCCUAGAUAAGAUCCGCGACUACAGCACCAAGAGCAAGGCUGUAGCAGGUGGGAUUGUUGAUGCAGGCCCCUCUUACGAAAAGGGUGUCUCAGAGGAGAUCACCAAACUGCAGAGGUUAUACGGGACCGGUGACCUCACCAAAUUCCCUGACUUCAAAUUUACAGAGCCCCAGCUGCAGGAAGUGGCCAAGUGAACACUAUCUCUGUCCUACAUGUCACCACUAUAAUGUACUAUUUAAUAAAUGUGAGAACAUUGUUUUCUUAUGCUAAAUCA